Messenger RNA from Pisolithus orientalis, 2535 nucleotides. RefSeq lists its product as uncharacterized. The coding region runs from base 1 to 2151 and encodes 716 amino acids. The record is from RefSeq and is a predicted model, not a curated record. NCBI's taxonomy places the organism in Eukaryota, Fungi, Basidiomycota, Agaricomycetes, Boletales, Pisolithaceae. The transcript is spliced from 5 exons.
AUGGAGGGAACAGUCACGCCGCCGCCGACGAAGCCCGCCACGCCUGACACCCUAACUAGGCCGAAACAGACGUCGUUGGCGGGUUAUCGCUCGGGAAACCUCGCUCUCAGCAGGACGGCUGUCCUCAAUGACCUAGGUGCAAUCCCUCAAGUAUCAUUGGAUUAUUUCAAGUCUGCUGCCCUGCCACCCCUUCAUGCAGAGAUCGGCAUCGCCGAAAUCAAGACUUCGCUGGAGGCCUCUCAGGUUUUGUCCCGAGACUCGGGGUGGACUGCGUUUAAGAAGGAGCCGAAGGUUUCGGGUGUAUCUGAGGAGCAGGCGUUUGGACCCCUUUCGGCGGUUUUUGAGGCAAUCGUCAGCGAGGCUGGCAGAGUCGCGCACACCUCGGCAAGGCUUGAGUUUGUAUCACGACCUGCACAUUCGCCACGCUCCGAUCGCUCCAAUUCGACUCGCCCGGAUGCGUACUUGCUGCUAGUGGAGAAGAAGAGUGUUGGCGUGCAAGAGGCCAAGAAGAACGAAGCCGAAGGCUCCGAUCACGAUUCAUGGGACGAUAUCGCCGUUUCGUUUGAGUUCAAAAAGGGUGACGGGACUGCCGAGCGCGAAGACGAUGACAAGAAGGUAAUAUGGAGUCUGCACCAUAUUAUGCGUAGCGACCCAUGUCGCCGCGCGACAUUUGGUGUUACCAUCGAGAACACACAAACGAGGUUUUGGUUCACUUGCCGGGCGGUCACGCUCGUCAGCAAGUCGUUCAAUUUCCUUACCGAGCCAGAACACCUCAUCCACUUCUUCUGUGCCCUCGCGUUUGCAAAAGACCACGAGCUCGGAUGGGAUCCAACGAUCCGGAGAGUGUGCGUCGAGGGUAAAACUCAAUACAUCAUCACUGUGCAUUCAGAAAACGGGGGAACCAUCGAAUACCAAACCACGAACGUCAUUUUCGAUUUCGGCGCCGAUGGUGUGACGGGUCGUGGGACUCGGGUCUUCGAAGUCUAUCCUACGCCUCGAGAUGGAAAAUUGGACGCGGAACCCGUCGUACUGAAGGAUUCUUGGAGAGAGUGUGACCGAGAUCGCGAGGAUAAAAUCCUUCAAAAAAUAUUUGGCGACUUGCGGGAGCUGAAGGGCAUCGAGGCAGAGAAUGAGGCUAGAAAAUAUUUUCUCACUGUCGUUGAAGCAGGAGACGUGAUUGUGAAUGGGACGGUCGAUGGCACCGCCAGCCUUCUACACGCAUCCGAUCUACCAGCUGACUGUCCUUCAUAUGCGCUACCUGUCGAUGGUAAACGGAAGGCGAAGCCGACCAGGUCCAGCGAAGGACUCCCACCAAGUUUUUCUUGCGUCUCGGGUGCCACCAAUCAUUCGAAAAUCCAUCACAGGAUCCAUUUUCGUCUGGUGUUCCAGGAAAUUUGCACGCCUAUAUACAAACUUCAGCGCCUCGAUACCGUGUUUCAGACGCUGCAAGAUAUUCGUAAAGCUUUGGAAAUUUUGCACAGCGUAGAUUGGGUGCACCGUGAUGUCAGCGCCACAAACUCUUUACGCGCGGGCGAGGUGGGGAAGUUAGCUGACCUGGAGUAUGCGAAGCGUAUGAACGACACAAACAGACACGGGAUCCGCACGGGAACCGUGAAUUUCAUGGCUUGCGAGGUUGAAGGUCAAACAUACCUCUUUAAGCCACCUGGAUUUUUCGACGAAGUCUACAGUCCCCCAUUCAGGUUCAAUCCCCUGCACGAUAUGGAGUCUUUGUGGUGGAUUCAAACGUGGAUACUCUAUUACCAUGUUGACCAACCGCGCAGCCAACGGUCGUCAAAACAGGAGGAUUACUCAAAGAACCUCUUUCCCGGACAGCUCAAAGUUCGUUUCUACGAGUUUUCCGACAAUCUGGACCUCCGCAUCCUUCCGCCCCGUUUUAAGCCUGCAGGUCGACAGGUUGCAAUGAUGCACGGGAAGCUUAAGCUAGCUUACAUUGAAAGUGAAAAGUGCUUGCCGCAGGAGCCACCGGCCUAUGUCGCUCCACUUGAAAGUCUCCACGCCAUUUUUAGAGAACACCUUGCGACUGCUGUUGAGGACUCUAAAGAUGUCAUUCUUUUUAUCCCGACGGAUAAACGGCCAAAUCCGGAAGACUCAACCCAUGAAACUCGAGGCGAAAAACGACCCAAGGUUUGAACCUUUUCAGAUCACCACUGACUGCUGACAUCAUGUUUCUUCCUAGGUGGACUGAUCGAACAUCGUCCAAAUGUCGCGACUCUCCAAGCCCAUGACACUACUUGAAAUAUCAAUAAAUGCUUAUUGUACUAUCUUGCAUAUGAAUCCUGCUGUUCCCACCACUUUCCCUUGUUUAGUAGUCCCUUGCUUGUGCUUAAGGUUCCAGCUCAUCGAGUCAUCAGAGAAAAUGUACUGGUCGACACAUCAUGAUGACUGUUCUUAGUAACACCAUAGCUGAAGCAAAUCGCGAGACCAGAAGCAGCAGUAGUGAAGGGUUCGCUAGAGACGAUGGAUAGACACAAGAGUAUGUCAUGGUUCGAGAGAAACUGGUAGAUCGUAAAACAG